AUGGCACAUUUAAUAUUUUUAUUCGUAAUUUUAAUCAACAAUAUUUUUUUUAUUGAGUGCCAAAAUCAAAUUACCAAUAUUAAACCAUCUCCAAUAAACUUUGGUGACUACAUAACUAUUUAUGGAUCUGGAUUUGAUAAGGAGGAUUUCGUUUUAUCUUUUUCAAAUGAAAGGGGCAAAUAUUUAUUUCAAGGAGUUGAUAUGGUGGAUUCAAACACAAUUUUAAUUAACCAAGAAAAUUGGAACAUUGAGCAAUUUUGUGGGGAUGGACAAAUAUCUUACAGUCCAGUUUUGGGAGAAAGUAGUUUUUAUCCAGUUACAUUUGCCUACCCCUUUGUUCAAUUUUUACAUUAUAAUGCCAUCUCUGGUUUAAUCACUAUAAACGGAACAUUUACAACCAAAUAUCCAAUUUAUUUAAGAAAUUACACAUUUGUAGAUCCCUUAGAACCCAGUUCAGCAAGUUCAGAGCAAUUAAUAUUCAAAGAUUACCCAAGAAUUGUUUCUGGAAGUGCUUCUUUACAAAUAGAUAAAACAGAGUAUAUCUUACCAAAAAGAGUAUAUACAAAUUAUCUUGCAACGGAUCUUGUUUUCAUUCCUAUCAAAAGAGAAUCAGAUAUUGUUGUAGUGGAGGGGAAAUAUUUAACUUAUGAUAAACAUGGGGUUCCUCAAUAUUCUAUUGGAAUUGUCAAAGAUGAUGAAUUACCAAAAGUAUAUAGUUGUAGAAAUAUAGUUUCUACUUUUUUGGGUAAUCAAAGUUAUAGAGUAACAUGCGAAAAAGAUAUAUAUGGUAAAAGUAUAAGAUGGCUUUUCAAUCACCUAUUUAAUGGAUUCUCGAUGUCGACGGUUAUUCCAUAUAUACCGCCUACAAUUAUAAGUGUUUCAUCCACUUUUUUCAACGAACCCGCUGUUGUGACUAUUUCUGGUUUUUCAUUAUGCCCAUCACCAAAUAUUACAAUCGGUAAUAGCAGUUGUCAAGUUACAUCCUCUGAUGAUUGGAAGAAGGGAAAGUUAUAUUGUAUGUUUCAGUCAGAUGUCGCCUUGGUGGAUAACCAGCCAUUAACAGUUAAUGUAUCAUGUGACGAUAAUUCUAUUGCCAAUAUAAUUACUUUUGGUACUGCCGAUAUAUUUCUUUAUUCACAGGAUGAAUGUUAUAUCGGUGUAAAUAAUCUUGUUUGUUCUGGUAAUGGUACUUGCACUUCAAAUAAAAAAUGCCAAUGUAACAAUGGUUACUCAGGUUCAGAUUGCUCUAUAGUUUCAACUGUUCCACCACCGCCUCCAAUUAUCGACAACACUACAGCUAUUAUCGAAACAACAGAAUCUAAAUUUCAAAUUGGUAUUGUUCAAAUCAGAGAAAUGGAUAUAUACAAUAAAGUUUUUAAAUCAUAUAAUUUAACAGAUAAAUAUCAAAGAUGGGAAUUAGUAUCAAAUGAAAAUAGAUACCAAUAUGUUUACGGUACUACAUUAAAAAAUGGCGCCGAAAUUAAUGUUCAAAUGUCUAUUAACAAUAAUUCAGAAAGUUCACAACAACAUGACUUUCUUGGUGAUAUAAUUACAAUUUUACCAAACUCUAUAAAAUAUCAAAUAGAAAUUACAAAGUGGAAAUCAAACAGUAGUCUAAACCAGAUUCAAUUAAUUUUUCAAACUGAUAUUUCCUCAUCAGUAAAUCAAGAUUGUGGGGAAAAUUUAAUUAAUAGUGAAAAAAAGGUUCAAAUGCUUGGUGAUACAAUCAGAUCAGUCGAAUUAACACUAGUAAACGGUCAAACAUUGGUUGGAACCUUUUCAUCUCGUAUGCAUGUGGAUGGUAGAGUCGUUCAAAGUCAAACCAAGAUUUUGUCAGAUGAAGAUUCAAUCGGUAUCCCAUCAGUUUCAAAAAAAAAUAAAGAACAUAACCAGGCUUCUUUUACCUCAGUAACCUUCAAUAGUUUCAACGAGAAGGUAAUAAUCGACCCUAAUUUUGGUGUUUUACUUAAAGACUAUCAAAUAUCUAAAUGUAAUAAAUUUGCAAAUUGGAAAAUAGCAGUUAUUAUUGUUUGCGGUGUUGUAGGUUUAGCUUUAAUCAUUUUGGUAUCUUUAUUAGUUUAUUCAAGGUUUAAAAAUAAUUCAAAGAUAAUAUCAAUAAGGUUAAAAAUGAAAAAUUUUACAAAAUAA
Messenger RNA from Dictyostelium purpureum, 2148 nucleotides. RefSeq lists its product as uncharacterized. Gene Ontology annotation, biological process: sexual reproduction. The transcript has a single exon. Bases 1 to 2148 code for a protein of 715 amino acids. NCBI's taxonomy places the organism in Eukaryota, Evosea, Eumycetozoa, Dictyosteliales, Dictyosteliaceae. The record is from RefSeq and is a predicted model, not a curated record.